This is a messenger RNA of Poecilia reticulata (guppy), 3849 nucleotides long. It is a transcript of the gene rab3c, whose product is annotated as RAB3C, member RAS oncogene family. Gene Ontology annotation, molecular function: GTP binding; GTPase activity. The record is from RefSeq and is a predicted model, not a curated record. NCBI's taxonomy places the organism in Eukaryota, Metazoa, Chordata, Actinopteri, Cyprinodontiformes, Poeciliidae.
AUGCGCUUUACAAACUAAAAAAAAAAAAAAAACUACAAGACCCGUGUUCUUUGUUCCCGUGACGUAGCUGAUACCCAUGACACGCGCUUCCUUUCGCUCAGCCGAGCCAGCAUCAUCAUCAUCAUCACCACCACCAUCAUCAUCAUCAGCAGUAGCGGCAGCAGCAGCAGCCUCCAGAUCGGAAGCGGAGGGGACAGCUCCCAGAUGGCUGCCACUCAGGAUGUCAAGGGGAAAGGAGAAGGAGGAGACCAAAAUUUCGACUACAUGUUCAAGCUGCUCAUCAUCGGCAACAGCAGCGUAGGGAAGACGUCCUUCCUGUUCCGCUAUGCUGAUGACGCCUUCACGUCGGCCUUCGUCAGCACUGUGGGCAUCGACUUCAAAGUUAAGACCGUAUACAAGAAUGACAAGAGGAUCAAACUGCAGAUCUGGGACACUGCAGGCCAGGAGCGCUACAGGACCAUCACUACAGCUUACUACCGUGGUGCCAUGGGCUUCAUCCUCAUGUAUGACAUCACCAACGAAGAGUCCUUUGGUGCUGUGCAGGACUGGUCGACCCAGAUAAAAACCUACUCUUGGGAUAAUGCGCAGGUAGUGCUGGCUGGGAAUAAGUGCGAUAUGGAGGAAGAGAGAGUGGUCUCAGUGGAUAGUGGCCGCCUGCUGGCUGAACAAUUGGGUUUUGAGUUCUUUGAGACGAGCGCAAAAGACAACAUCAACGUCAAGCAGACCUUCGAACGUCUCGUCGACCUAAUUUGUGACAAGAUGUCUGAGAGCUUGGACACUGAUCCGGCUGUCACCACGGGAGCCCCCACCGCCAAACUGACAGACAGCGCUCCGCCCCUCCAGCAGCCUGGAUGCAACUGUUAGUGGCCGGCAGUGGAAAGCUGUCAGGGCAGGAGAGUGCAGGAGGUCCUCGCUCUGCCAGAACCGCCCUCACCGGACUGCAGUUCAAAGCCUGUUUAGUAGUAAAAAUGGCAAAGGCUGCUGCUUUAUCUCCCAAACGUUAUCACCUUAUAUAACAAGCAAGUACAGUCAUUACUAAUGUAAAAACAUGUAACGCCACAGGUUAUCUAGACUAUAGGGAAUCAGCAUCCUUCAGCUAGUUAGUUUGAUAAUAAACCAAUCCUGUCUGGCAGGACUUGAAAUAGUUCAACACUUAAACUUACACAAGUUGUCCUUCAGACCUUUAAUAUCUUUAUGAAUACCUAUACAAGAAAUAGAAUCAGUGAGUGCUUUAAUAUGUCUAUGAAGUUUUCUGUAUGGUGUAAAUCGUCCUUUUUUUCUGGGUAAUUUUGACUCCUAGAGCGGCCAAAUCUAGGAUUUAGCGCACUAGGCGAUGUAGCGGCUUUCCUUUUGUGUAACGACUGUAAUAAUAAGCCUCUGGCUGUGACUGUGCAGUAAGUGAGCGUGGAUUUGCAUGAGUGUGUCAUGUCAUGUUGCCAUCGAUUAAUCAACUACCUUUUGGGGAAAAAAAGUGGCCUUUCAGCAUCUCCAACUCGGCCUCUGUAAGUCCCUCUGUAAGUCCUGCUUCCCGUUGGAAUGAAUUGAGUCUGUGUAACUGAUGGGAGUACAGUUUCACCCUUUGCUGUAUGUAGACGUGUGAAUUCUUCAAUAAGUAUCUGAAAAGCAACUCAAUCAUCAUCCUCAGCCUUUAAAUGUUUGAUGCAAAGAGCAUGCUGCCAAAAGGUCAAACAUGUGUGCUGUUUUAUCUAAAUAUAGGCCUUACCCAAAGCUCCUCAUCCUCAGCUCCAUUACAUCGAGGCACAGUAAAGCAUUCUGAUAAAAGCAGACGAUGCAUCCUGGCAUGGAAUAAACAGCCAUAAUUUCUUAUUCAGCAUGACUUGUGCUGUAAAAUUGAACCCCUUCUUUAAAAAGAGGAAAACAAGAUGUAUGUUGCUUAAAAAAACAAAGCUUCGUAAAUAAACACCACCUUCGUCUUUAAUAAAUCUGUGCCGUGUAAAAGUCGUAAGUAGUUCAAAAAUUCAACGUUUCGAGUUCAUCUCAUAAAUUCAUCAAAAAAGUGCCAAAAACAUUACGGUUCAACUAACCUCUUAACUGUCACGCUCAAAAUACUUACAUAUAAGUUAGUGAGUCCGUGAGGAGGCUGGUGUCCUCAUGACAGUUAAGGGGUUUUAACAUUGUUGGUUGCUUGUUGCAUAGGGAAACAAAACUACAAAAAUGUAAAAAAAAAAAAAAAUGCAUGAAGUCAGUCCUGACGUAUCGGUGUAGAAUUAUACUCUGAGACACUGUAAAUAUCACUUUGUCUUACACAUUUAGGAGCAUUGUCAUGGCACUCGCUGUGAAAUGCAAUGGGCCAACAAGUGCAAUAUUUUAUGGAUGAAACCCUGUAAAUAGUUUCCUUCUGUCAUCUUGUCCAACAGCUCCAUCUGCAGUUUUUGCGAGAGAAAGUAGGAAGGUGUAGUUUUGAACAUGUUGUGCGCUUUCUGAAAGGGGUGGGAGCUUCACUGACAACCUGCAGUCGCUGAACGUUUGGUGUAAUGUGGACAUAAAAGACUGCAGACCCUGUUUAAAACGUCUGAUUUUUGAUCUGAGAAGAUGAGAUCAAGAUAAAUCCUUUCAGAGCGUUCCACUAGUUUCAGCUUAAAACAAACACGCCCAAAGCAUUGUGCUGCCACCACCAUGCCCUACUGUGGGUAUCUUACUUUGGUGGUACCCACAGUGCAUUGAUAUUUUGUGCCAAACAGAAAGUUCAACCAAAUGAUCAUAACACAUUUUCCAACAUAUUUUUGGGGAAAUUUUUUUUUUGUGUGCUAAAUUUAUAUUGACUGGGAUAAAUAAAUAAAAAAAGCUUUAUUUCCUGCCACCCUAUCCCAUGUCUCUGUGUUGCUGCAUGCAUAGCAGACAGUUCUUUAGCAUAUUCUUUACACUUUGUACUUUAUACUUUUUUUUAUCUUUUAUUACUUUGGUGGUACAUCCAGUUUUUGAUCACAUUUAAUGUUUUGCAAAUUCUUUGUGCCCUUCUUGUAACUGAUGCUGUUUGACAAUGAGAUGUUUGCCAUUUGUGGUUUUCUGUGGAAAAGUCUAAAAGAAUGGCUGAACUUUAUUUGAUGUGGAUCAGAGGGAUGGUGGCAGGCGUGUAAUGACUCCAAUUUAACGUGGGCCGGAAUGUGGCUGCUAAUUCCGAGCACGGCCGCGUCCAGUGUUUUACAAAAGUGAGCAGACUGGUGCAGCCAUGUUAUGGGAGUCAGACUGUUUUUAAUAUGGUUUUAAAGGUUAGAGGUCACAUUACCGGUGUAAACAUUCUGAAACUAUCUAUCUUGACUUCAUUCUUUUACAUCACAAAAACCUCCCACUUUAACAGGGGUGUAGACCUUUUAUAUUUACUUUUAGUGUGUGGAUGCUUGCGUGCGCGUGUGUGUAUGUAAAUAUCUGUCUGCCAUAUUGAAGAGACGAAUUAGAGUUCUACAGUGUAUUGUUUGUGUAUAUCUUUUUGUACAAUUGUAUUUGCGUACUGUAUGCUGUUCCUGCUAACUGUUGGGUGUUGACUGAACUUUUGUUAUGUCAAAAUGCAGUGUUGUUGUGCAAAUAGUCAGGGAGAUAACCUAGUCCAUGCCAUAUGCUGUACUGUUAACACAAGAAAAGGGAUACACUUAAACUUGCACACAAAGUGUGUUUGUUAACAUAUGUGUACAUGUCUUAUAAUAUAACAUGUUGGAAUAAAUUAUAGUAGAUCCCCAGAAAAGAUUCAUUUCAUAGAGAAAAACAGCCAAUCGGAUAAAUAAAAUCUCAUUUUAGAAACCUUUACAUAUAACUGAAUAUAUUUCUUGGAGUGCAAGCAAAAAUGAAAUUGUAUGUUUUUGAGAUUAUAGGAAAUAAAUUCAGAUUCUAUGA